Molecule: messenger RNA, 1759 nt
Organism: Lonchura striata (white-rumped munia)
Lineage: Eukaryota; Metazoa; Chordata; Aves; Passeriformes; Estrildidae
Gene: SDC4
Product: syndecan 4
Biological process (GO): cell migration
Cellular component (GO): membrane; cell surface
Source: RefSeq, a predicted model, not a curated record
CCGGUGGGACCCGCCGCUCGUCGCUCCGCGUGUCCCGGCACAGCCCAGCCCGGCCCGGCCAUGCCGCUGCCCCGCGUCCCGCUGCGCGCCGCGCUGCUGCUCGGCCUCCUCCUGCGAGCCGCCGCCGCCGAGUCGGUGAGAGAAACUGAAACCAUGGAUGCUGGAUGGCUUGACUACCCUGCCUCUGGGGACUUGCCAGAUGAUGAAGACAUUGGUGAUUUCAGGCCUCACUUAACCUCUGAUGGCUUAGAUAUAGAUGAGACAUCUGGGUCAGGAGACUACCCAGACUCUGAAGAUGGCUUGUAUCUGACCACCAUGGAUACCCCUGCGAUAUCUGACAACUAUAUCCCUGGAGAUACUGGGAGAAAGAUAGAAGGUGAGAAGAAAAACACAAUGGUGGACAAUGAAAUCAUUCCAGACAAAGCUGUACCUAUCGAAGAGAACCUGUCCAACAAGAUCUCCAUGGCAAGCACAGCCAACAGCAGCAUCUUUGAAAGAACAGAAGUCCUUACAGCUCUCAUUGCAGGAGGAGCAGUGGGUCUCCUGUUUGCCAUCUUCCUGAUCCUGCUCUUGGUCUAUCGCAUGAAGAAGAAGGACGAGGGCAGUUACGACCUGGGGAAGAAACCCAUCUACAAGAAAGCCCCCACAAACGAGUUCUAUGCCUAAAGCUCAGCAGCACCUUGUGCCCAUCAAAGGACAAGCAGACUGUAUGGAAACACUGUGCCCUCAGAUGAGAUGUGCUGAACAAAUGCUUUUUUUUAUUUUUUGGAUUGAAUUUCAAAGUGACUUUGAGAAAAAACAAACUUCCUUCGUGACCCUUCCCAUCCCGCUCAGCUAACAAGGGCCCAAUGAAAUACAAAGAGUCUGAAAAAAAAACCUCAGUGUAUUUUUUUUCUAAGUUAGUGUAAAAGGAAUAAAGAUGCCAAAUUUUCUGCUUGGUUUUAUAGAGGGUAUAUAAACACAAACCAGACUGUAUGGAAGCAAACACCAUGUGUUUGCAUCCAGCGUGCUGUGCUGGGAUUGGCUGCUUCUAUAGAAGAUGGCUUUUUUUAUAAAUCUUGCUACUAGAUGUCUUGCAGCAGGCUGUUGAUGUGAAACAUUUUUGUGGAGAACUAUUUAUGAAUCUCUUACACUACCGAUAAUGUUGCCUUAUCAGGGAGUAAAAGGCCCACAAGGGCUCAAUAUCCCUGAAUGCCAUAAAGGGCCUAUGAGAAUAUCUUCCCCAGGAGACUUCUGUCUCUUCCUGUUGGCCCCAGGCAAGGGUCAUUAGUCCAUGAAAUCAGGACAGCCAGUGGUGUUUGGCUAUGGCAACACCCUUUCCUUGCCUGCAGUCUCUUACCUUUUUUUAAGGAUUGCUUGUAGGAUUUUUUGUAACAAAAUUUAAAAGAAAAUAGCCUAAUGUUUAUAUAAAGUUUGUAGAAAUUGUUUUGAAAUAAUAAAAAAAAUCUACUUUUUUAAUUUCCUCAGAUUUAUUUUUUCAAUCCCUUUGUGUUUCCUUUGGCCGGGCAUUUCUCUAGAGAUGCUGUUUUAUAUGAUUUAUAUUCUGAACUGAAGCAGCGUUAGCUACAGAGUGUUACAGGUUUCUUCUAGUUCUACAGCAGCUACUAUAGAGGGUAAAUAUAUUUAUGGUUUUCUCAUAACUUUUCUAGGAUUUUUUAAAAUAGAAUUAUUUAUAGUUUCUGAAAUGGCUGCUUUCUCAUUUGGUAACUUUUAUCCUUUUUAUGUAAAACACUAAUAUAAUGAGUCUCUGUGAAAACUA